AUGCAGAAGAGGAUUAUUAGCUUCCAGCCAGUAACAGAUCAUAAAGGAGAAACGAUAGCUGAGCAUCUGAGUCAAUGUCUUGAGGAUUGGGGAAUCAAGAAAGUGUUCACGGUGACAGUAGCAACACCAAGGGGAAUGAUAAGGCACUACAACUUGAGGGAUGGUUUAGCUGAGGUAAAAGAGAGUUUGGUGGCUAUCAGAAAUGCCGUUAAGUAUGUAAGAUCAUCCGGUCCACGGCUACAAUCGUUUCAGUUGAGGGUCCUCACAGGAAAAGUUAGUAGAGGAAGCUUGUCUUUGGACUGUACUACGAGGUGGAACUCAACAUAUCUGAUGCUGUGUGCUGCGUUGAAGUUUAGGGUUGCGUUUGAGAAGCUGCUAGCAGAAGAUAUGUUGUACAACGAUUACUUCAACGAAGCUGAAGAGACUGGAUUUAAGAGGGUUGGACCUCCAACUUCUCACGGGUGGGAUGAAGUCCAGAGUUUGAGCAACAGCAGAGAUGGACUUCUUCAGAUUCAAGCAAGGGAGAUGAGGAACAAGUUUGAGAAAUAUUGGGAUGGUCUUAUCAUCAUUGCAAGCGUGUUUGAUCCAAGAAACAAGAUGCAGUUUGCUUGCAUUUGCUUUGACAAGCUCUAUGGUAAGAAAAGUGUCGAGAGUAGCCAUCUUAGAAGCUCAAUUAGGACUUUGCUGAAAGAUCUGUAUGAGGAGUAUGCAGUGAAGAUGCGCCCACAACCUCAUGGAGAUAGUGGUGGUAACACUAGUGAGAAUGUCGAACAUGAGGCUUGUAACUUGUUCGACAUUUCUGAUGAUGAUGAAGAGUAUGAGGGGAAGGAUUCUUUGUACUCAGAGAUGGAGUCCGAGGUUGCAAAUGAUGAAGGCAGUAGCGAGCUUGAUAUUUACCUGAUGGAAAGACCAGUGCCACGAACCACAAACAGGAUGGGAAGGGAAUUUGAUGUUUUGUCAUGGUGGAGUCGUAAUUCUGCUAAGUAUCCAGUUCUAUCAGAUAUGGUGAAGGAUGUUAUAGCUAUCCAGGUCUCUUCUGUUGCUUCCGAGUCGGCAUUUAGUACUAGUGGAAGUUUUUUAGAUCCAUAUCGAAGCUGCCUAACACCCUACAUGAUCGAAGCACUCAGAGUCUGGAACUACCAAGACAAGCUGAGAACUAGAGGUUGGACCGUUGAAGUGUGA
Messenger RNA from Raphanus sativus (radish), 1182 nucleotides. RefSeq names its product zinc finger BED domain-containing protein RICESLEEPER 2-like. The record is from RefSeq and is a predicted model, not a curated record. Gene Ontology annotation, molecular function: protein dimerization activity; DNA binding. The coding region runs from base 1 to 1182 and encodes 393 amino acids. Lineage: Eukaryota; Viridiplantae; Streptophyta; Magnoliopsida; Brassicales; Brassicaceae. The transcript has 5 exons.